UAACUGAUGGCGAGAAAUGUUCCCUUCCGAUGACGAAGUUACAAAUUGACGAAAUGAUUGCCGCUGAUUGUAGCCGCGAAAGGCGGAAGGCGGCGCAGCAGCAGCAGCAACUACAGACGCCGCCACAACCACAUGGAGUGACCGUCAUGGCGGAGAGUUUCUGUUUCCGUUCGCUGGUCAUCGACGUCGUCGAACCCAAAGGUCCCAUCGUGCCCAAACCUCGCAGUGGUCACAGAAUAGUUGCCAGCGGUGCUAGCGUCUACGCUUUCGGAGGUUACAACCCUGACAACGCGGGUGAAGAUCCCAGCAGUGCCUUGUUCAAGGAACUAUGGAGGUUCAACUCGUACACCAAGCGGUGGACGAACCUUUUCAUGACGGGGGUUGUGCCGACGGAGCUUGCCUCACACGCGGCUCUACUGCACCACGACAAGAUGCUGGUGUAUGGAGGCACGGGUGUUCCCUUUGGGGAGCGAAUUUCCAACCGGCUUUUCGCACUCAAUCUGCGCAGCCACCACUGGGACCAUGUGCCAACCAGUGGUGACAUCCCCUAUGAACAGUACGGACAGGCCAUGUGCUGUCAUAAUGGCUACCUAUAUGUCCUUGGUGGCACAACGGGCUUUGAAUACUCUAUGGAUGUCCAUCGAUUGUGUCUAGAUGACCUUUCGUGGAAGCGUCUCUCCUGUGAAUAUGAGCCUACGCGUAGGUAUCGUCACGAACUUGCUGUAUACGAGGAUCGGAUCAUAGUCCUUGGAGGUGGCACGGCACAUGACAGUCUGCCCCUGCGCAAGCUGCCGGCAUUUCACACAAUCUUUCUUCGGUGGGAGUCCCUGUUCACAGCGCCAGAUCCCCGCCAUGGUUUCCCUCCAAAGCGGAGAUGCCACAGCAGUGUUCAGUACCACAACUCCGUUUUCGUGUGCGGUGGUCAUACUGGCACACGGGUCCUCGAUGACGUGUGGAGGCUAGACCUGCCGACUCUCCAGUGGUGCAGGUUGCCCAUCUCCCUGCCAAGCCCAGUCUACUUCCAUGCGGCAGCCGUGACUGAGAGUGGCCAGAUGUUUGUCUUCGGUGGUGUCACAGCAGUUGAUGGCAUGUCUCGAUGCAACAGCCUCUGGUCCAUGUGGCUCACUGUGCCCAGCUUGCUCGAACUCUCUUGGCUGGCUCUGUUGCAAGCUGCACCCUGGCUGGCCACUCUGCCUCCAAGGCAGCUUGCGAGGGAUGGUGUUCCCCUGUCCAUCCUCGAGAGGCUGCAACACUGAACUCAAGCUUGUGUUGUCAGUGCUGGUGAGGUGGCAAGAAUGCUUCAUCAGAAGGGCACGAACCUUUGUGUUAGACUUCGGUGAGCCUCUGCGUGGAGCCGUCAGCAGUUGCAAAUAAAAGAGAAGGCAGUGCUCGCCCCCAACUGGUUGUCUGCAGGCAGGCCACGUUUUGCUGUGGAGAAGUACCUUCUCGAAUGUGGGUUUGCCAGGCUUGGUAACAACAGGCUUGCUCGGAGAAAGCAAUAAGAGUACCUCAUCUUCAAGAACGGCCGUAAGACUUUAUUUCAUUGUCAACAAGUUUUGCCAAGGAUUCAACUCAUUGUUAAGAGCAUUGUUAUGUUGGAGCAUCCUUUGCACACUCUCAAACUGGCUACUUGGCAUUGCCAAAUUGGUGGAAAUCGACCGAAAUCUUGCCACUGAUGUCUGUUGUGAUUCUGCAAAGGACUUUGAUGUUGAUGUGGAAUAACAGGCUUUCACAUUCUAAGGUGUGCCAACUUGCUUCGACGUGUGGCCGAAGGUGCUGCAGUGGCUUAUGCAGUUUACAUAGGCCUACUGCAUAUUUGUUGGGCAAUUUCGCUUGCAAGUAACAAGAGUGGAAAUAAUACAGUGUUUGUGAACUAUUUUAAACAUUUAGGAAUGAAAGUGGAAUUUCCAAGCUAAGAAAAAAUUGCGAGGUACUUUAUCGGUGCCUGACCAUGUAUUGAAAGGCAUUUUACAUAGAAAUGUUAGCUGAAAGUGGAACUGUGAAAGCCAGAGUGAAUGAAUGAGUAUUUGUUUGAAAAUUACUUACAGCAUGCACAAAAUGAAUUUGGAUUCUUUUUUUCACAAACUCGUAAUAAGCAUAGCUUUAUAAGAACCUUCUGAGCACUCUUAUACGAGACAUACUGUGGGAACAGCCAAGUGCCAUUUAGUUCCUGUAUCAUGGGUUGAUAGCGUGUUUCUUGCAAGGUCACUGUAUUUGUUGAAGCAGGACAUGAUGUGUGCAGCUGAAAGAUCUGAAGACCAGGCACUUCCCUGCAGCUGUUUCUUGCAAGUGUGAGCACACUUAGGUUGGCACGUUUCCGUGACCACUGAUGUGAUGUCUCCCUUGCGAGCUGCUUGUUGAUGUUGGAAGUGCUACAUUGUUGUGGGAGAGGCAUUUUUCUUUUGUGUGUUCAAGCUCUGUGACAAUAUAAUCACCUAGAUGACCAUGAAUCUAGUGGUGGGCACCAAAGUGCUGUGGAGGUUGCAGAUAACUGCCAAGCAAGUGCUUUCAUUGUUCACAGCCUGGAAAUGUGUGUCAACUAAUGGAAGUCUGAGGUUCUCCUAUUUCAGAAGCAGCAUGCAUCAACUGGCCUAGCGGGUAGCCAACUUGAACUGUUAUGUACAUAGUGUUUGACUUAUAACUAGUUGACUAUACAGAGAUAUAUGGCUUGAGAAGCCUUCUGGGCAUGGUUAACCUAAGGAUGGGGACUUCAAACAUAGAGCGAUAUGUGUCCUACUAUGUGCAUACAUGCUGACAUGUCUUUACUGAAGAGUUCUUUCAAAUGGAGGCACUUCACACUUCCGUUCUCGGAAUAUCAGCACCUCCGACUUGAAAAGCUACAACAAAAAAUGGUCAUUUUUAUAGACAACAUUUGGUCUUCGGUAGAGAUCAUUAUCAGCAUUGAAAUAGCGCAGAACAUUACAUGUACUUAUGAACUCGGCAUGUUUGGGAGUUUCUUGCACCAUAUUUUUGUGUAAAGUCAGCGCAGUUUGUUUAGACACUUUAGCAUAACAUUAUUGCUUUACUGCUACUGUUACCACCCCUACUAGGCUGUGCAUCUGCUCAGUGGUGUAGCAAGCUCGCAGACUUGUCAUCCAGAUUAGGUUGUAACAGCAGAGGCAUGGCAGUACAUGCAGUAUGCUAAAGCACUGUGUUAUCCGUCCUCUCAUUUUAUUGGAACAUUGUAAUAAGGCUAAGCAAUGAAUAUGCAAAAGGAUGAAAUGCCAGCACGUGCUAAUGAAUUUGCUUGUCAUAGCUAACAUAUAAAUUAACCUGCUAGAAUGACUAAUUCAACUAAUUCAUUAUUCUCUACGUCUGGCUGUAACAUAAUGGCUAUGCCUUUGAUCUCAUCAGUGUUGCAUGCUGCGCAUGUCUGUAUUAAACAUUUUAAAUGGCAUGAUUAUGCAUGGAGAUACCAGUGUCAGUUAUUGUCUUUGUAUUGUAGUGUUGAGCAAGACUUCACAAGUACUAGUUGCUAUACCAGCUUGGUUUUUUACAUCCAAUUCACUUUCUCUGGUGUCCUAUGGAGCACAUAGCUUCAUCACUGAAUUUUUUUUGUAAGCCAUGUCUUGAGAAGGCUAGUACAUAGAGUUUCUUGCUGUUACUUUGAGGGAAAAAUGGUGCUGCAAUGCUGCUGUGAACAUGGGAAUGCUAGGAAUGGGGCUUAGGAUUGGCAUCUUUCUCUGAUAACCAGGGCCCAUUGAAGACACCUCUGGUGAACAGUGGUCUGUUGCAGUAGUUGCUUGUCUACUGAAACAGCAUGUAAAAUGCAGUUCUUUUUCUGUAUUAUGAUGCAAAAAAAAAUUUUUUUUAUCAGCACCUAAGUGCUCAUGCUAUGGUGUACACUUUAUCAAGCAGUAACGGUACUGCAAAGGAGAUGAUCUACAGUGGUCGAGCAAGAGGUGCCUUUGGAGUAAAUUUUAUGAAAAGGGCACUUGUCUUGGCUGUGGCUUGGCUUUGACAAAUACAAGUCCCCUUGUCAAACUUGUGGCUCCAUAGACCUCUCUAUGUUUGAAUUGUAUCUUUCCAUUUUCUUUGCUUACUCGUCAUGCUGUAUGUGAGUAAACUAUGGGGAGCAUUGUGGCUUUUUAUGAAUAUUUUGCCUUAAGAAAGCUUCAGUUGUACAGCCAUGAGCAUGCUCUAGGCCAAGCCAUGUUCAAAACAAGUCGGCUGUAUUCCAGCAUUCCCGCGGUGGCCCAGUGCCCAUUAAGAAACUUGCGUAGACAGUGGCACUAGAUUUCCCUUCAAGUAACAUUGCAAGAAACUUGGUGGGGUAGUACGUGUGCUACGUUGUAAUUUGAAAACAGAAGAAAGGGCAUGCGCCACUCACCCUACCAUACAAAACUUGUAAUUAUUCAAGGUAUUUCUGGCUAAUUCAAGGAAAAUCAUAUUAGUUGUCCUGACCUGUUUUAAGUGUUCUUGCAAUUUAGUUCAAACUGCGCUUCUGCUUUAUCAGCAAAUUUCACUUUCUAGCACAGCAUUUCUGCAGUCACUAACAACUGGACAUAACUGUACAAAAAGUGCUGAAUAAAUGAACUAUGAGGUUUUGACUGUUGAA
Messenger RNA from Dermacentor andersoni, 4558 nucleotides. It is a transcript of the gene slim, whose product is annotated as scruin like at the midline. Gene Ontology annotation, molecular function: protein binding. The record is from RefSeq and is a predicted model, not a curated record. Gene Ontology annotation, biological process: positive regulation of stress-activated MAPK cascade. Lineage: Eukaryota; Metazoa; Arthropoda; Arachnida; Ixodida; Ixodidae.